This is a messenger RNA of Procambarus clarkii (red swamp crayfish), 486 nucleotides long. Its product is annotated as homeobox protein ESX1-like. The record is from RefSeq and is a predicted model, not a curated record. NCBI's taxonomy places the organism in Eukaryota, Metazoa, Arthropoda, Malacostraca, Decapoda, Cambaridae.
AUGACACCAGGAAGCUCCCUGGCCCUUAUGCCACCAGGAAGCUCCCUGGCCCUUAUGCCACCAGGAAGCUCCCUGGCCCUUAUGCCACCAGGAAGCUCCCUGGCCCUUAUGACACCAGGAAGCUCCCUGGCCCUUAUGCCACCAGGAAGCUCCCUGGCCCUUAUGCCACCAGGAAGCUCCCUGGCCCUUAUGCCACCAGGAAGCUCCCUGGCCCUUAUGCCACCAGGAAGCUCCCUGGCCCUUAUGCCACCAGGAAGCUCCCUGGCCCUUAUGCCACCAGGAAGCUCCCUGGCCCUUAUGCCACCAGGAAGCUCCCUGGCCCUUAUGCCACCAGGAAGCUCCCUGGCCCUUAUGCCACCAGGAAGCUCCCUGGCCCUAUGCCACCAGGAAGCUCCCUGGCCCUUAUGCCACCAGGAAGCUCCCUGGCCCUAUGACACCAGGAAGCUCCAGGGCCCUAUGACACCAGGAAGCUCCCUGGCCCUAUGA